Molecule: messenger RNA, 1361 nt
Organism: Cercocebus atys (sooty mangabey)
Lineage: Eukaryota; Metazoa; Chordata; Mammalia; Primates; Cercopithecidae
Product: myosin phosphatase Rho-interacting protein-like
Exons: 3
Coding region: 298-564 (88 amino acids)
Source: RefSeq, a predicted model, not a curated record
UCAUUUGCGGGGCCACUGGGCACCAAGGGGCUUGGGCGGCUGCGCGGACGAAGCGGGCCGCAGCGGGAGGCGGCGGCCUGAGGCCGCGUCCAUCCACCCGCGGCAGUCGGGCGCGGCGGUGCGGGCGGGCGCUGGGCGUCGCGCUUGCUGUGAGAUCCUGGCGACGCAGGAUCCUCGGCGCGACACGCGCCGGCCGGGAAGGAGGCCAGGCCGGGCCUGCGGCUGCCGCGUUGAGUCCUGAGCUCACCAGGAGAGCCCCGCCGGCCCUCCUGCGUCACUGCAGCAGCCGGGCGGUCCAUGUCAGCGGCCAAGGAGAACCCGUGCAGGAAAUUCCAGACCAACAUCUUCAAUAGGAGCGAGUAUCAGAACUGCUUCAAGCCCCACGAGUCACAUCUGCUCAACGACGAGGACCUGAGGCAGGGAAAACUAACUUACCCUGAAAAUGUGCAAACAAGCACUAACAUGUAUCGACAGCCUCCAGCACGGAGCAGUUCUGUAAAGUCUAUACACUGCAUCUGUCCUACUGGCUGGGAGAACACACACCGACAUCUGUCCUGGCAGUGAGGGAGGGAGUAGCCCUCUGGGCACAGAGAGAAACCAUCACUGCACCCAGAGUGCACCUACUCUAGUAAAGAACAAGUCUGAGAGCUUGCACACUAGUGAGAUGGUCAGUUCCUCACUCUGCUCACAGUAAGGACAAGGCUGUGACUAUCAGCUGGGCCAGAGAGUACACAGCUCAACAGCAGGUUUUUAAAAAGAGAGCAGAGUCUUCUUCUUUCCACGUUAAAAACAAUCAUAAUAUGGUUCAGCUGACCACCAAGGACUGGGUUAUAUCCCGCUAUUCUCUGAAACUCAAUACUGUCUGAACUUUUUGGAAUCUCAUAGCCUUUUCUAUCUAAAUGUAUACUGUUACUCUCAUGGCUAAAAGUUACAGGGAGCAGUCUCUUUCUUUCAGUUGUGUUUCCAAUUCUUUCUGGUUUCCUACACUAUGACACUUUUAAACAAUUUAAAAAUCUUCCAGUCAGGCUGCACUCUCUGUUAACAAUUGGUUUUUAAUGCCCUAAAAUUCACAGCAUUUCCUGUGUGAAAAAUAAGAAGUCACAAUUUUAUUAAUCAUCAUCUGUUUGAAAGCCGUGCUAGUUUUAAUAGUUACUGUACUUCUCAACGUAUUUUAAAUGCCCAUUCAUGUGUCUUGUCUAACAUUCCCAGGUUUGUGCUAUUAUACAAAGCUGUAAAAGAAAUGACCAGGAGAAUCAAUGUACAAAUGGCUGAAUAAACAAUAAAGGUCCCAGCAGUUGUUUAGGACAAAACAGACCUGGCUGAGUCUCAAGUACCAAAGCAGGAAUCAUAAACAUGCCACA